AAUCUUCAUUUCCGAAAUAUUCGGCAAACAAGAAGCAACCACGAUGUACCAGGGACUGUUGAUUGCAACACGGAGGAAGAAUUUGAUACAAAAUUGUCCAGUUUGCAGAAAAAAUGGGAUGAAAGAGAAUCGGAACAUGGUCGACCGAGUGAUAGCGGGUCCACCUUUUAUGAAUGGUUUGUGAAAGAAAAGGUAGGUAUAUCAAAUAUCUCAUUUUAAUAUAAAAAAAUUCAUCCUGAUUCAAAUAAACUUAAGCUUUGAUUUUCUUGCCUUAGGCAUUAAUGUUUAUUUUUAAAAUUAUUUCGCCAAUAAACUCGUAGAUGGGUCGUUUUUAACCACGAUGCAACAAUAUUUCAUCUUAAAAAAAAAGUGAAAAAAUUAACUUUAAUAUUGUAUGUCACACUUGUUCUUUGACACUCGGAUAAAACGACAUAAUUAGUGUAUGUAAUUGUAUGGGGCCGAGUAAAAUUAAGGUUUAAUAUCACUUGUAUUUUCAAAGUUUUUUACCAAUUUGUAAAACUUGGAAAACAAGUGAAAGGAAACCGAGCAGGGUGAAAAAAAAAGAUUUCAAACAGUUAUUAUAAAACUCAUAUGCAUUAGUAUUCGGGCUUCAUAUAAAAGUCCAUCAGUGUUCUUUAUACAAAGAAUAAUAAUGAGACGGCAUCUAUUGUAGUCGUUUUUGAAGCUAUUCAAAACACUUGUUGACGUGUUUUAUCAUAUCUAAAAUGUUCAUGCUGCGCACUAUGUACAGAGCCGUAACUAAUCUGAUAAUUGGAGAGGGGGGGUGCAUAUUAAAUUUAUUAAUAUAUUCGUGUUCUGUCCGACGGAUUUCUUGGAUUUCUUUUGAAAGCGAUUGUUUUGACAGUAUGUGAACAUGAAUAUAUGAAUAUGCCCCCCCCCCCCAAUUAUUGUGUUUACCUACGACCUUGACUACUUACUGUUUAAUAAACGAGCAGGACAUUUUCAAAAAAAGUUUAAAAAGUUAGAUUUUCGAAAAAAGUUAAAUUAGGUUUAGAUUAGGGUUACCGUUGGGAUUAGGAGUUAAUGUUAUGGGUUUUGUGCCACAAAUUUAUCAUAAUGAUAAAUUCCGACGUGUUUAACAAUUUACUCAGUAACGAGUAGAAUGAAGUUUAACAAUUUACUCAAUAACGAGUAGAAUGAAAUAUAAUACUACUAAUAAAAAGUUAAAAUGGUGUCGUCAUAAAACUUAUCAGUAUCGGUUUAUUGCUGUGUAGGCAAACGAUGUCAAAACAUCAAUGUUUAAGCCGGUAAAAAUGGAAGCUGGGCUGGGCGAUCCUCCAAAAGAGUACUUAAAUAAUGACCCCGAAUCGGCAAAUUUUAUUAUAAAGCAUUCGCUUCACUUCGAUCCAAAGAAGCCACAAGAAUUCAUACAAGAGGUAAAAAAGAUCGUUGAAACCCAAUAUCGUAAUGAAGAUCGUGCCGUAUUUGGAAAAGGCAUGUAUAAAGUAAGUAACGACUAUUAUUAUUAUUAUUAUUAUUAUUAUUUUCUAGGUCUUGAUAAAAGACACCAACAUUUUGCUAUCAGGAAAAUUAUGUCUAUCGCGAUUAGGACAACAUAUUAUAUAUUUUGUUGCAGAGAUAAGGACUGGUCAAAUCCGGAAUUACUGAACAUUUAAGGAUACUCAUUAUUAAUAUAUAAAUAUUAAGUAGGUUCAAGUAGCCAAUUAUGAAUUACCUAAAUUAGUGAGAUUUAUAAUUGUAUAUAUACGUAUAUAAUUUCAAUAAAGUUUCCUUUAUGAUUAUGAUUAUGAUUAUGAUUAUUAUGAUUAUUAUUAUUAUUAUUAUUAUUGUUAUUAUUACUCUCGUCGUCGUCAUCAUUAUCAUUAUUAUUAGUAUUAAUAAUAAUAAAAGUCGAUUAGUGUUCGCUAGUUCCGCGCGGGCAAAGUAACUGCAAUGGAAAAUUGCCUUGAAAGAACCUGCAUCUCUCGCCCUCUUCAUUCAGGCGUCAAUGGAAUGUUUAUUUAAUAACACAUGAAGUCGAGAUCGUGAUAUAGCGCGAAAAUAUCAUAGCCGGUUAACUGUCUCGUCUAUACCACUGGCAGUGAACUGCAACGAUCACUGAUGGCUUUCAGUUUGCGUAAUCAAAAUUAUCAAAUUUGACAUCGUCUUGACGUUCGCGUCUUCGUGUGUACAUCAAUGUAUGUAUUGCCUGGUGCCGGAGGUAAAUAUUAUAGAUACUGGCCAUUUCGCCAAUAAAAAUCGUUUCCGAGUCCACAUAAAAAACAUGUAUACCGACAUUGAGUUCAGUAUGAUAAUGAAGUAUAUAGUUUGUAUAUAUAUAUAUAUAUAUGUAUACAGUAAUGCUAAAAUUUUAUUUUACAUUUACUUAAUUUUCAAUAGGUUCGCGAAGAGUUUCAACAUUUGGUGGUAGACGAUAUACGAUGGAGCAAAAUGACUCAUGCCCAGCGACUUUCAAAAUUGCAAACUUACCAAAAGACCGGUAUGGACGGGAAGAAAACGUACCUCAACCUAAACGAUGGGGAAACCGAGACGUCGACAGUCACUCAAGCAGUUUCAUCAGCAAAUCAACUCCCUUUGUCAGCUGCAGAAUGUGGUAUUACUACAAUUCUGAUUGUAAUUUGGAUGCUAUGUUCGAAAAGGCGAAAAAGCUGCUAA
Molecule: messenger RNA, 2637 nt
Organism: Paramuricea clavata
Lineage: Eukaryota; Metazoa; Cnidaria; Anthozoa; Malacalcyonacea; Plexauridae
Source: the annotation of a GenBank genome assembly